This is a messenger RNA of Rhopalosiphum maidis (corn leaf aphid), 1312 nucleotides long. Its product is annotated as O-glucosyltransferase rumi homolog. Gene Ontology annotation, cellular component: endomembrane system. The transcript has 6 exons. Bases 68 to 1222 code for a protein of 384 amino acids. The record is from RefSeq and is a predicted model, not a curated record. Gene Ontology annotation, molecular function: UDP-glucosyltransferase activity; UDP-xylosyltransferase activity. Lineage: Eukaryota; Metazoa; Arthropoda; Insecta; Hemiptera; Aphididae.
GUAAAUAAAAAAUUAAAUAUUUUGUAUAAUUUCUCGUUUCUGUUUAAAUGAAUAUAUUAUUUAAAUUAUGUACACUGUGUACAUUGUUUUAUUUUAUUUAUUCAAUGUUAUUGUAUGCCAACUUGAUCAUGGCCAUUCCAAAUCAAUGUAUGACAAAUUAUCAAACCAAAUUAUUAGCAAAAUUAACAAAGCUAAAAAAGAAUAUACUCCCUGUGAAACAAAAAAUGGAACAUGUUUUUUUCCAAACAUCUUGAAAGAUCUUGAGCCAUUUAAAGAUGGUAUUACUCAUGAAAUGAUAAUUGCAGCAGCAGACAAAGGAACUCGUUAUAUGAUCUUUAAUCAUGACUUAUACAGAGAAACAAAGUGCAUGUUUCCAGCCCGUUGUGAAGGCAUUGAACAUUUUUUAAGUAAAAUUCAAUUAAAUACUCCAGAUGUAGAGUUCAUUUUAAAUACACGAGAUUGGCCUCAAAUAAUAAAACAUUACGGAGACCCUAAACCUGUUUUUUCUUUUAGCAAGACAGAUGAUUAUGCUGAUAUAAUGUAUCCUGCAUGGUCCUUUUGGAGUGGAGGACCAGCUAUCAAAUUACAUCCAUCUGGACUUGGCCGCUGGGAUUCUCUGAGAAAAUCUAUUCUGAAACAAUCUGAACAAUGGCCAUGGAAAAACAAAAGUUCUAAAGGAUUUUUUCGAGGUUCUAGAACUAGUGAACAACGUGAUUCACUCAUACUUUUAUCAAGAAAUGAACCAGAACUAGUUGAUGCAGCAUAUACAAAAAAUCAAGCUUGGAAAUCUGAAAAGGAUACACUCUUUGCUCCACCGGCAGAUGAAGUAUCAUUAGAAAACCAUUGUCAAUACAAAUAUUUGUUUAAUUUUCGAGGUGUGGCAGCUAGUUUUCGUUUUAAACAUCUUUUUUUAUGUAAAAGUCUGGUUUUUCAUGUUGGAGAAGAUUGGAAGGAAUUUUUCUAUCAGUUUAUGAAACCUUGGUAUCAUUAUGUACCAAUAAACCCAAAUGCAUCCGAAAAAGAUAUUAAAAAUAUUUUACUGUUUUUCAAAGAACAUGAUGAUCUAGCCAAAGAAAUUUCAGAACGAGGUUAUAGAUUUAUCAGAACCCAUUUGAGAAUGAAAGAUAUAACAUGGUAUUGGGAAACACUGCUGCAAGAAUAUGCCAAAUUAUUGAAGUACAAACCAAAAUUAGACAAUGAACUUAACCUAGUUAAUAGGUGAUCAUCCACAGGGUAUAAAAUAAGUGUUUUUCAAUUUUCAUACUUUAUGAAAAAAAAAAUAUAUAACUUAACAAUUUUUGAAAUUUAUAAA